CGCCCAGGGAGUAAGUUAGUGUAGAACCGCCACUGGAAUGAACAGACAUGUAAUCUAAAUGAAUACAUUUGUACAUCAAAUAACAAUAUAGGGAUCAGUAGCUCUCAUUGAUUUCAGAGUACAGUCCAUGUUCAUUGAUGAUGGGUAACAGUGACAUGAUGGAUGAUUUUAGCGCUUUAUACCGUCUAUUCAGCUCACUGGGCGUCUGUACCGUAAACUAGAAUGGAAACGCGCAUGCGCAAGGUCAGUGACGGCUAGUGACACUCAGCGAGACGCACUUACACAGAUGUCAGCUCCAGUAAAACGACAUAAACUAGUCUUUAGGUGCUCGAUGUUCCCGCUUCUUUACCGUGACGACAGUGGCGUGUUUUCCACGGUGAGGGGGUCUCAGCUGGGUUGUUCCUCUUGCUGCUUCUGAUCUUCGACAUUUCGUACGCGCGCACAGCUCAAUGAGAAUCUCGACCCUGUUUAAUAGCAGCAGCUCCGUCUUCCAGUCUCAGUCACGGUUCAGGAUGUCUGCAGCGUUCUGUUGUGUUUCUACUUCUGUUUGGAUGUCUGCAUUCUGUCUGUGGUUCUGGUUCUGUUCACAUGUUGAAGGUGAACCAAUCAUUGCUGCUCCUGGUGAUGAUGUCAUCCUGCCGUGCCGCCUGGACUCUCAGGAGGAUCUGCAGGAUCACAGCGUGGAGUGGACCAAAGUGGACAUGAAGCGUUUUGUGUUUCUGUACUGGAACAGGCAGACCAUAACUGAACACAUGAGCGAGUCGUUUAUCCCGAGAGUGUCUCUGAACCAAGACGGACUAAAACGAGGAGACGGGACGUUAAAGAUCAGGAACGUGUCGCUCCAGGAUGAGGGGAAGUACAGCUGCUUCAUUCCUGGGAAGAACUUCAGGGAGACGGUUCAGCUGGUUGUUGAGCCAAACAGAGUCAGAGCUCCAACCAUGGAAACAUCCCAGGUUGACAUCAUCUCCACUCCAGAUCCAGGAGGAGACCGGAUCUGGAUCAGUCGCUCCAGACCGGCUCUCUGGAUCCUUCUUGGACUUUUUACCUCAGUGAUCCUCUCUGCUGUUUGUGUUUGUGUCUGUCAGAGGAAACAACCAGAAGGUCAGGAACCUCCUCUGGUCUGAAGACAUCCCAUCUCUCCAAAGCUGCUUUGAUCGUCUUCAAGGAUUGAAGAGACUUUCUGAAGCUGCAGCCACAUGGAGACGCUACACGCCCGUCACCGUUGUGUUACCGUGGAUGGAAACUGGUCCAUGAAGACGUGACGAUCCUCUGGUUCUGACCCGUUUCUGCCUGAUGGUUGGAACUCCUUCAUUUAUCUGGAGAACCUUCUGGAUCUGUUUCUGCGGUUCUCAACUCCUGAACUCUGAAGGUGUGCUGGAUCACCGUAAAGUCUGAAGGUCUGAGGUUUAGGACGAUGUUUGUGGAUCUCAGUGGUUUGAAGUGUUGAUCCAGGUUGAUCUGAAGUGUUGAGAGUUUGGUUCAUGUUCUCCUUCAGGAACCGACCCACAGCAGGUCUGUUCAGGUUCCUGUGGUUCUUGGUGUUCUUCUAGACAACAUCAAAGGUGUCUGUGAGCUAAAAUGUUGGAAGUUCUACCAGAACAAAGUGAAAUGAACACAGACAGACAGUUGAAACCUGAGAGUCUCAGGGUUUUUUCAAACUGAAAGUGACCUCAAGAGGUCGUGUCAUAAAGGGGAGAUAUUGUGUUGUCUGAAAGAAUAACCCGUCCCUGAUAUUUAUUAUUAUAGGAAGGAUUUUGCUGUACUUUCCUAAGAAUAAUAAUGGAUUAGAUUCAUCUGCGCUUUUUUUCUUGUUGCUCAAAGCAACAGUGUGUCCAUUAUUCAUUCAUACUUGGUGAUGGUAGCUACUGUUGUAGCCACAGCUGCCCUGGGCAGACUGACAGAGGCGUGGCUGCCAGUUUGCGUCUACGGCCCCUCUGACCAUCACCGGGUGAACGAACCGCCGACUCUUAUAUUUAGACUCUUAUUACCUGCAAUAAAAAAAUGCAAAUUGUUCAAUUUCUAUAAUUUGACAUCUAUUUAUUCAAGAAAUCGAUAUUUCACUGCAGAAAAACAACUGUGAAGUUAAAACUAUCAAAUAAAAAGAUGACCCCUC
Molecule: messenger RNA, 2113 nt
Organism: Oryzias latipes (Japanese medaka)
Lineage: Eukaryota; Metazoa; Chordata; Actinopteri; Beloniformes; Adrianichthyidae
Product: myelin-oligodendrocyte glycoprotein
Biological process (GO): T cell receptor signaling pathway; regulation of cytokine production
Cellular component (GO): external side of plasma membrane
Molecular function (GO): signaling receptor binding
Source: RefSeq, a predicted model, not a curated record